This is a messenger RNA of Lingula anatina, 2885 nucleotides long. RefSeq names its product malignant fibrous histiocytoma-amplified sequence 1 homolog. Lineage: Eukaryota; Metazoa; Brachiopoda; Lingulata; Lingulida; Lingulidae. The record is from RefSeq and is a predicted model, not a curated record.
CGUUCUGUACGUGUCUAUUUAUAGAGACUCGGGAAAUUUAUGCCACAAAGUUUCAAAUGCUUUGCCUAUGGAAAUUUCCACAUCAUUUAAAGGGAAGCAACAAAUCGAUAAGGGAAGAAUUACACUAAGUAAGAUAGUAGCAGUAAAUUAUAAGGUACACAGGAAUGCAAGGUCACAUUACCUAUCCUAGGGUCAGGCUCUUUUGAUCGCAUGCUGACCCUGAGAAAUGACCAAAUACUUCGCAAAUGAACAGAAAAGUGAAACCUUUAAGGCUAACUAACGCAGCACGAGAGAUCGAGUGCAUUUGCACCACCCACUUUUGAUAAAUAGGAGUCACAUUUGAGUUGUAAUUACAAGCCCGCAGCUUAGAAAACGCUGAUAACAUUUGGACUAGAAUAUAAUAAAGAACAUCAUUUUGAUUGGUGUGGUCGAGUUUUCAAGAAACCAAUAAAAUUUCAGAAUAUUUCGCGUUGUGGAUGAUGGUUGUCAGUCUUUUUGACAGUUUGGUAGAUGCUUUGCACGAACCGAUGUCCCGGGAUGUAAUUUUGCUCAAACCCCCUUUCUUCAUUCCCAUUUUAGCUGUGCUUGUCGUUUGUUCUGUGACUGCGUUCAUUCAAAGCGGUUUCCGUUUCAUUUCACCAUCAUCUGUUGACCUUGAAUACAGAGAUAUUGAACAAAUACCGCAGGAUGUUCUUAACAACAGGAGACUGAGGACAUUAAAUCUCGCUAGGAACAAACUGACAAAUGUACCAAAAUGUUUGUCACAGACUUUGGAAAGGAUGCAUCUUGGUUGGAAUAAUCUGAAUGAGUUCCCGGAAGAUCUUCUCCAAUGUCAUCAGCUCAAUUGGCUGCACAUCGCCGUAAACCCCAUACGAACUAUUCCUGAAGAAAUCGGCACCUUAACCAAGCUAACUGUGCUCUGCGUAUGCAGCUGUGAGCUUAGAAAAAUUCCGUCGGCCAUCUUCAAAUUACAAAAACUUUUGUACUUAGAUAUUAGUCAUAACUGCCUAAAGGAAUUCCCCAAAGGCGUUUUGAAAUUAGCAAGUUUAGAAAGACUCGAUAUUAAUGACAAUAAAAUCAUCAAAAUUCCAGCAGAAAUUGAGAAGCUGGUUAAUUUGAAAGUGCUGCGUAUUCACAAGAACAAGUUAACAAAACCCCUGCCACAAAAUCUCGCAAAACUCGUUUCGUUGCUGGAACUUAACGUAUCCAACUGUAAUCUAGCCAACAUUCCAGAGUUCAUUCCAGAAAACCUUUCCAAUUUAACAACCCUCGACAUUCGUUACAACCGAAUUGUAAAAUUACCCUUGAACUUUCACAAACUUACAAAAUUAAAGUGUUUUGUAUUCGUCAAGAAUCCCCUUAAGAAUCCACCAAUUGAAGUUUGUGCCAUGGGCCUCAAAGCCAUACGCUUGUAUCAGGAAGAUGCCGAGAAAUUUAGCUCCGUCCACGUUACGAGGCAACAGGUUAUGGUCGUGGGGGAAAAAUCCGUGGGGAAAACCAGCCUCUGUCGGACGCUUAAGGCAAGGAAACCGGAGCUCGCCAGUAGAGACGACAGAACGAUCGUUUUGGAGGAGACAGUGCUCCAAGAACUGGAGGCUGGAGUUGAGCUACGGUUCACCGACUUUGGAGGGCAACGUCUCUACAAGGUACUGCACCCCAUCUUCUUGAGGAUAAACGCUUUGGUGCUGGUCCUUUUUAACUUAGAACUGUACGAGACCAACUGCGAGCAUUAUUUCAAAAGUGUGGGUUUCUGGCUGCGCAAAAUACAAGCAAAAACCCCCGGUGUCACAAUAAUUCCAGUCGGUACCAAAGGAGACACUGUCACCAAGAAAAAGGCGAAGGCAAAGACGAAACACGUGUUCGACCACGCUAAGAAUUAUGUCAAAAUCUACCGGAAAAACCUUGAGAAAAGACUAGAGGAGGAGAGAAAGAAACUCCAAACAAUUGUGCAAACAGAUCCAUCUGGCACCAGGGGCGGGAGUGAACUGCUAGCGAAUAUUAAAAAGGGAAUCGAGAGACUGGAGAGAAUGCAAGAAAGUAUUCUGAAUGUGCAAAAACCUGUCAUCAUCAGUUCGAAAGAGUUCCAUGGUGUUGACGAAUUGAAGAAAAGGAUCCUUCAAGUGGCCGAGACGAAGUCAUGCGCUUUGCCAGAAAAUUGGUACCAGUUUGCCAAACUUAUCGCGGAAAGGGCCAAAGAGGAUGAUGCCAUGUACAUGCCGUACGCAGAAGCAAAGGAACUUUGGGACCAAGCCACCCCGUCCAAAAAGUCGGCACCGACCAUGCUGGAGUCCAUAAAAGUUCUCCUGACAUCUCCAAUGCAUGGGAAAUUCAACGAAGAAGAUUGCGAGAAGUUCGAGACCGUCCUCACUUUUCUGCAUAGGUGGGGCGCCAUCUUGUGGUAUGUUUCCCCGCGUCUCAAGGAUUACAUCUUUCACAAUCCGAAAAAGCUGACCAAUUUUUUCAAAGCCGUGUUUGACCACGACAUGGAGACGACCCUAGCAGCCAAGAGACGAAGAAGGGGGUUUCCAGAAUACACAGACGUGAAAUUCGAGGAAGAGAUGUCUUGGUUCAAGAAAAAGGGCCUCCUGACCAAGAAACUUCUCCAGGGCAUCCUGGCGGCGGAUUUCCAAGGUGUCGACCUCGAUACAAUGUUUUCCCUCCUCCAGCAUUUUGACUUGUGCUACGAGGUCCAGUGCAAGGAACAGCCGACCCUUUAUUUCCCAUGGUUCCUGUUUCAAAGUCUCCCUGAUGACGUCCAGCAACUAUGGCCUAAGACUAUGGAAUCAGGCGUGCUGCAGCUUACCGUUGAGUUCCACUUCAUCACGGUUGUCCCGCCGAGCCUCUUCGAGAGGAUUCAGGUGAUUCGAAAAGUUGUUAGUCCUUGA